This is a messenger RNA of Pleurotus ostreatus (oyster mushroom), 1161 nucleotides long. RefSeq lists its product as uncharacterized. Gene Ontology annotation, molecular function: pentosyltransferase activity. The transcript has a single exon. The record is from RefSeq and is a predicted model, not a curated record. The coding region runs from base 1 to 1161 and encodes 386 amino acids. NCBI's taxonomy places the organism in Eukaryota, Fungi, Basidiomycota, Agaricomycetes, Agaricales, Pleurotaceae.
AUGUCUGAUAUCCCCUUCACACCUCCCCCGUAUUCCCAAAAACGAACGACGAAAAGCCUCGAGCGGUCUGCUGCGUGGCUCGUUGAUAUCCUUCGACCCUCGGAUAACGGCGUACACGAGGGAGAAGAACAUGUCGCUCAACCGAAUGUAAUUGUCCACAUGGCUGGAGGUGCAAGCAUUCCCGCACGCAAGGCCUUCGCGGAAACAUUGGCAGAAGCCCUAUACGCUAAAGAAGCCGAGCUACUCAAGCCCUUGAAGCAUUUGAAUGACGGCAUACUCGGAUAUGUCUUCGAUCUCGUACCCCUACGUCUCUCACUGAAGACCGAAAACACGAUUAGCGACGUGGUUGGAGAUGAUGAUCUUGAUCAAGGCAAUACUACACGACCCAUCCGAGCACAAAUUGCGGAUUUCAUUCCAUUACUUAAAGCCUCGUUGGCUCCUCUUCCGGAGAGUAAAGUGCGAUUGGUCAACUCCACCAGCUGCCCCCACGAGGUUCUGCAAUUCAUACGUGACAUUGGGGUAGACCUCUUUGACGCCCAUUGGGCACAAAGAGCUGCCGAUAUCGGUGUUGCGUUGGAUUUCAAAUUCCCUUUUGGCGAGGAAAGUUUAGAUACCUUGCAGCAGGCGCAUGGGAAACGCGAUAUCGGACACAACCUGUACGACACACGUUAUGCACUUGACUUUUCGAGGUUGGCUUCGUGUUUCCUCGAUGGUGCUAGUGCUACGGACCUUGCAACGGCCUGCCCGUGUGCCGCAUGCUCGCCUUCAGCCCCUACCUCCCACAUAUCACACAGUUUACUUGAUUCGUUCGCCAAAGUCGAGGGUUCCAGAAUUCUUCCGCCGUAUACCCGUGCCUAUCUACACCACCUACUGCACACCCAUGAGAUGUCAUCACAUACUUUGCUCGUGAUGCACAACAUCACCGUUCUAGAUGCCUUCUUUGCCGGUAUACGCUCUGUUCUUAGCCAAGAGAACGGGAAGGAAAGAUUUGUUACGGAGGUGGCAAGGUUCGAGAAGGAGUAUGAUGAAAAGUUAACAGUUUUCGAUCAAGCCCGCGUGCUUUGGGCAGAGGUCGAGAGAGCGAGGGGCAAAGGUCGGCUGGCGAGGGAGAAAGCGAAGCAGAACGAAACGACUUUGGGCACCGCUGUGGAAUUGGAGUAA